Molecule: messenger RNA, 2909 nt
Organism: Bursaphelenchus okinawaensis
Lineage: Eukaryota; Metazoa; Nematoda; Chromadorea; Rhabditida; Aphelenchoididae
Source: the annotation of a GenBank genome assembly
AUGCCGAAGAUAGAUGACACGAACAAGGAUUUGGAUGAUGGUGAGGUGUUCUACUAUGCUGAUAGUAGUAGUGCGCAAUGGCAGUUGUCAAGUGAUAGGAUUGGAGAUGGUGGAGCUAUUGCCAAGACUGUGAAUCAGAUGUUUCAGGCCAAGAAGAAUAAAGUAUGGUAUUUAAAGUGGCAAGAACUUUCUUUACAAAACAAGAAGUUGUAAGAACUUUCUUUACGAAACGAGAAAUAGCAAGAACUUUCUUUACAAAACGAGAAAUAGUAAGAACUUUUUUUACAAAACGAGAAAUAGCAAGAACUUUCUUUACAAGACGAGAAAUAGCAAGAACUUUCUUUACAAAACGAGAAAUAGCAAGAACUUUCUUUACAAAAACUUUCUUUACAAUUCUCAAACUCGCUAAAUUUAAAUUUCAGAAGGACUUCUUCGUAGCCUACAACGAUGAGCAUCCAGACACGAACAAGACCGACUCUUACCGUGGACACGCCAAAGGUAUCGUCGUAUCUGAUGACAUUUCCGGCUACUGGCUGAUCCACUCAGUCCCACUAUUUCCAUCGACCAAGACCGGUCGAUACGUCUAUCCAGAGACCGGUCUUCGCUUCGGCCAAACCUUUGUCUGUGUUACAGUAUCUUCAGCCGAUUUGGACGUCAUUGGAAGUCAGCUACUAUACAUUCAGGCUUCUGUUUAUGAUUCUCAGCUACCGUCAUCGUACGAAAAGCUGUAUCCAGAUUUGGCAAAAGCGGUGAAGAAGCAGUCGCUGAAGGGAAAGACCUACUUUAAUGUGGCCAAUAUCACUACGCUUGGUGGACAACAGUUUGUCAGCUUUGCCAAACAUAAAAAGUUUGCUAAAGGUAGGGGUUUUACACGGACGGGUAGAGGUAGAAACAGAGCUCAAAAAAUUCUUUUUUUAUUUUUUAGGCUUUGCAUACAAUGUUUUAGGCUUAACGCACAUUUCGUAGGCUAAGCUUUUUAAGUUUAGGCCUAGUACAUAAUUUUAACUUAUAAUACAAUUUCUAGGUUUAGCUACUAUUUUUAAGUCUAGCACGCAACUUUAGGCUUAACACUUAAUUUUUAGGCUUAGUACGCAAUUUGUUGGCUUAAACAUAAGCUUUACGCUUAAAAAUCAUUUUUAGGCUUAGCACACUAUUUUUAGGCUUAUUAUGCGAUUUUAAGCUUAACACAAAAUUUUUAGGCUUAGCACGCUAUUUUUAGGCUUAAUACACAUCUUGUAGGCUUAAAACACAAUUUUUAGACUUAGCACAUAAUUUUUCGGCUUAGCAAUGAGUUUUAGGCUUAGUAUACAAUUUUUAGGCUUAACACACAUUUUUUAGCCUAGCAUUCAAUUUUUAGGUUUAGCAGAGAGUUUUUGGUUUAGCAUAAUAUUUUUAGGCUUAGCACACUGUUUUUAGGCUUAACAAACAAUGUUUAGGCUUAGCAUUUUUAGGAUUACCACAUAAUUUUUUCAGAUCUCUAUUCUGAGUUGGUAGCCACGAAUCUGAAAGCAUCGUUCUUCGUAGAAACUUGGCUCAACGGCCCUGGUGAUAUGUUAUCAGAGUGUACUUCAAGGUACAAGGUUUACAACUUGAGAUCAGUUCAAGUGCUACAACACGACUUUACCAGUAGUAAGGACCAUUCGAAAUGGGCUGUCAGUACGACGGAAAGCGACGCUUGGGCUUGUAUUGGCGAUAUUAAUCGACAGGUCGGUUUUUUGGGUAGGGGUAGGGUACGGUAGGGUAAGUAGGGUAUGUUAGGGUAGAGUAUGGUAGGGUAAGGCAGGGUAGAGUAGGGUAUGGUAGGGUAGGGUACGAUAGGGUACGGUAAGGUAGAGGGAGACAUUUUUAAAUAAAAAAAUUACUGUAGCAUACUGUAUUUUACUUAAAGAAUUUGUAGAAGUCCCAAAACAACCGCGGUGGCGGUACCCUCUGCCUUUGCGACCGGUCGAUUUGGCGUUUGUUCCGAGAAAUUGUGGACCACGUGGAGUGUUGUCCUAACAAUUCUUUCAAAGUUUCCAGAUUUACAGGUAAAUCAUCUACUACAACACCGAUUACUGCUGUGAUCACUGCAUUACUAACGGCUUUUAUUAGUUGUUAUUAAUUUUUAUUAACCUUGUCAUUUUUGACAUAUUUUUUAAAUUUAGGUAAUCCAGUCUUGUGCAUUAGAAAUGAGGAUUUCGAUUUUUUUUAAAAUUAUUGGGUUGUUCAAGUAAUUCUGUGCCUAACCGCGAAAAAUUUGAAUUGAAAGGCUCAGAAUUAUUUGAACAACCUAUAUAAUAUAUCAUUCCGGCAAUGGCUUAUCCUAACACCACUCGAAUGUAUAUUGAUCUUACUUAUGUAUGCAAUACUAAUCACAGUCUACUCAUACCUCUACUUUACCCUACCAUAACUUCCCCUACUCCACACUACCUGUCCUUACACUACCCUAACCUGCUUUACCCUAUCUUCCCCUACCCUCACCCUACUCUCACUCUUACCUUCACUCUUACUUUUGCCCUAACUUACCCUACCCCCACCCCUACCUUACCCUAACUUGCCCUACCUUAUGUUACCCUAUUCUACCCUACCCCUACCCUACCGUAUCUUACCCUACCCUGCCCUACUUUACUCUACCCCUAUCUAUUUUUGAAUCUAUUUCUAUAACCUUUAGUCUGCCUUUGUAACUUACUCCAGCGUAUCUCACUGUGCAAUGCUUUAACGUACUCUACAAUAACCAGUUCAGGCUUUUAGCUUCAUUAUCCUUACCUUACUUCUCCCCCCCCCCCUCUCCCUGCUCCCCUCCGCCGUAUCCUAAUUUAAAUUUUACCUUAUUUGAUCUUUAUAUUUUGUUAUCAUUCUAAUUUUUUUUUGCCUAACAACCUUACCUAACUUUUAUUACAGUACCCACGAAAGCCGGCCAGCCCUGUUAG